AUCAGGUGAUUGCGGAAGUAACUUCACUCUGCGGGUUCAGGGUUCCGCCUCUAAACUAGCUAGCUAAAUAAAUGAUUAUCCCUCUACCCAAAACAAACGACUUUCCUUUUUAUAAGACUCAUUUGGAAUAUAGCAGCAAUUCACCAUUGCAAUCUGCAGUAGAUAUUUAAGGAAACAUGGCUGGACAUCUACCGGCUUGUGUAGUUGACUGUGGCACAGGGUACACAAAGAUUGGAUAUGCUGGAAACACAGAGCCACAGUUUAUUGUUCCUUCAUGUAUUGCCAUCAAGGAGUCGGCCAAGGUUGGAGACCAAGCCCAGCGCAGGAUGACGAAGGGGGUGGACGAUCUGGACUUUUACAUCGGUGACGAGGCAAUAGACAAACCAAAUUAUGCAACAAAGUGGCCCAUUCGUCAUGGGAUCGUGGAAGACUGGGAUCUCAUGGAGAGGUUCAUGGAACAGGUCAUCUUCAAGUAUCUGAGGGCAGAGCCCGAGGACCACUACUUCCUCUUGACAGAGCCUCCUCUGAAUACACCUGAAAACAGAGAGUACACAGCAGAGAUUAUGUUUGAGUCCUUCAACGUUCCAGGUCUUUACAUCGCUGUACAGGCGGUCCUGGCGCUGGCAGCCUCAUGGACCUCCAGACAAGUGGGCGAGAGGACACUGACGGGGACGGUGAUUGAUAGCGGUGAUGGGGUCACCCACGUCAUCCCAGUGGCGGAAGGCUAUGUAAUCGGUAGCUGUAUAAAGCACAUCCCCAUCGCUGGUCGAGACAUCACCUACUUCACCCAGCAGCUGCUGAGAGAGCGGGAGGUGGGCAUCCCACCAGAGCAGUCAUUGGAAACAGCCAAAGCCGUCAAGGAAAGGUUCAGUUAUGUCUGCCCUGACCUGGUGAAAGAGUUCAACAAGUACGAUACGGACGGCUCCAAGUGGAUCAAGCAGUACACGGGCAUCAACUCCAUCAGCAAGAAGGAGUUCACCAUCGACGUGGGCUAUGAGCGCUUCCUCGGCCCCGAGAUCUUCUUCCACCCAGAGUUUGCCAACCCUGACUUCACCCAGCCCAUCUCCGAGGUUGUUGAUGAGGUCAUUCAGAACUGUCCUAUUGAUGUCAGACGUCCCCUCUAUAAGAACAUUGUGCUCUCUGGAGGCUCCACUAUGUUCAGAGAUUUUGGCCGUCGUCUGCAGAGGGACCUGAAAAGGACAGUGGACGGCAGACUGAAACUCAGUGAGGAACUGAGCGGUGGCAAGUUGAAGCCCAAACCCAUCGACGUGCAAGUCAUCACUCACCACAUGCAGAGAUACGCUGUUUGGUUUGGCGGGUCCAUGUUGGCAUCAACUCCGGAAUUUUACCAAGUGUGCCACACCAAAAAAGACUAUGAGGAGAUCGGACCGAGCAUCUGUCGCCAUAAUCCUGUCUUCGGGGUCAUGUCUUAAAAAGGACUUCCCUCAGUUAUCACUGGAGCUUGCAGUUGGAGCAGAAUGGAGUGAACGGACAGAAGCAGAGUGGCAUUACUGCACUACGGUCGCUGCUUAAUCUAGCCUAUUUCCAGGGCUGCGGUUACAGACAAAAUACAUGAAGAGAAUGACAUAGAAAUAGAAUGACUAGAUUCUAUUCCUAUGGAGAAUGACUCAUUUAUCAACUGCAGACCAAACUAUCAGGCUGACAAACGGGGGUGAAUAUCUAUGUAAAAGAGAAGGAAAUGGUGUCUUAAAGGCAAAAGCAUUUUCAGAGCAAUUGUGUGGACACAAAAUAAUGUGCAAGAACAUAAUAAAGUCAAUUCAUGUAUGAUUAA
Molecule: messenger RNA, 1792 nt
Organism: Salvelinus namaycush (lake trout)
Lineage: Eukaryota; Metazoa; Chordata; Actinopteri; Salmoniformes; Salmonidae
Product: actin-related protein 3
Exons: 12
Coding region: 177-1433 (418 amino acids)
Biological process (GO): Arp2/3 complex-mediated actin nucleation
Cellular component (GO): Arp2/3 protein complex; actin cortical patch
Molecular function (GO): actin filament binding
Source: RefSeq, a predicted model, not a curated record